ACAAUGGUGGAAGGGGCAGAGGUCAUUUGUGGAUCAUGGGGAAAAGAAUUAUUAUAAGGAAAGGAGGUGGCCAUAAGGGCAGCACUCAAUCAGCACUUUCUGCGCUCACCCUGCUUGCUUUCUUGUUUUUUCUCAAUAUACUCCAAAGCUGUUUAAGAGAUCAAAUGCUAAACCAAGUUCCGAUAACGAUAAUGAUGACAACUACGACUACAUCUACAACAACCUCUGAAGGGCAGAGAUUGAAAAGAGAAACCGAUAAAAAUAACUACAAAGGACACCCGCCUACAUUUAAGAAAGAGACCACUGACAGCACAUUUGACAACUCGGCAGAUAGAUUUUCAGCCUGGAUAUACGACAGGGUUUGUUGCAAAGAUUGUGAACCCAAGAAUAUAAAAUCAAAGAAAGAAACUUUUGAAAACUAUUUAAGGAAAAGUGUUAUAAUGAUUUGCGAAUUGUUUGAAGCAGAUUCUGCAAAAACCUGCCAAAAUGAAUCCGAGUACAGCAGCAAUCAAGGGUAUAAAGAUGAAACAAGCACCAAAACUUAAUCCCCGAGCAAUUCAAUCCUUUGGAUUUGAGUUUUGACGUGGAAGAGGUGGCUUAGGACAGGAAAAAAGUUCCUAGCAUUAGAAUGGUUAUUAAUUACAAAAGUGUACAUAAAGCAGAUUUUUUUUUUAAUUUUUAAAAAUAUAAAUGUGCAUGUAAAAUAUAAAUAAUAAAUUAAAUAAUGAAAACAAUUAAAUUAAAUAAAAAUAAAAACAGUAAAAAUUAAGCACUUUAUCAUGCUGAUGAUGGAACUUUUUUUUUUGUUUAAGUGUAGAACAAUCAGAUGUUAAUUACUUUAACUAAUUUAAACAGAAAACAACAGAAUUUGCUUCAAUGGAAGCAAUAAAAACGAAACAAAAAUGUAAUUGAAUAUGUUGUGCAUUGUUGUUAAGUGCCGGUUCAUCUAUGCCAGAUGGAAAAUGCCAUGCCGGUCUUAUUUGUACCAAAGUC
Molecule: messenger RNA, 993 nt
Organism: Cimex lectularius (bed bug)
Lineage: Eukaryota; Metazoa; Arthropoda; Insecta; Hemiptera; Cimicidae
Exons: 5
Coding region: 36-545 (169 amino acids)
Source: RefSeq, a predicted model, not a curated record